GGGGCAUUUAAACGUUCAGUCAGUCGUGUAUGGUUUAUUCAGCGAAGCGUUUACCGUGAAUUUUUGGGUUAUCGAAAAAUUUUCUCGUACCACGCUUUGGCGCCCUUUUUUAAUUCGCAACGCGCCAAAUUAGACGGUUCGCUGAUGUAGCGUGAAACCAAAUUAAUCGGUGAUAUGGUGUGUAUUCAGGUACACACAAUCGAACACUUGUUUACACUUUAAUUACCUUAUUCGACCGAAAUCUUCGUCGCGUAAUUAAUUUUUCAUUUUCUUUUACAAGUUUCGUUGUUGGUUUUUUUCUUCGUACAUAUUUUGGUCAUUUUUUGUCGUUCUGAAAGAUUCGCGUUUCGAAGUUUUUCACGCCGGACUCGAGAGGCGAUUGUAUUUUUCAUUCAAAUGAUUUGGUUAACGUUUCUCGCGCAUUCGUUAUCUUCGAUUUGAAAGUUUUUCUCGGUGGUUAAGUUCCUCGAAGUUGAAAACGAUCACGUUUUGUGAUUGCAAAAGCAUCGUCGGCUAUAUAAGUGUCUUGUGAAAUCCUUCUGCGACCAUUAUGAUACGGAAUAAAGUGAAAAAUAAAUCUUAAAAUCUGGAAGAAGACGCUUGUACGAUUAUUUUCAUUCGUGUAUCGUGGAACAUAAGAAUCGGCACCGUGGGUGCUGUAACGGAAAGCGCACUCGGGUUGAGUUUGACCGUCAAGACGCUGUUCGGGCCUGGCGUGGGGGUGGGGUCUUUCCCCAGGGACGUGGCCACCUCCUGUGUUGAUGCUUUCUGGAAAAUGCCUCACAAAGAAGAUCCUGAGCAUUGCAAUAUGGCUGCAGCUAUGGCUCAAAGCUCAACGUUGUUCGGCUGCUCGUCAGCUGGCCAUAGCGGCAUCAAUCAACUGGGCGGUGUAUACGUGAACGGCAGACCUUUACCAGAUUCAACCAGGCAGAAAAUUGUAGAAUUAGCCCACUCCGGAGCGAGACCUUGUGAUAUUUCUAGAAUACUUCAAGUUUCAAAUGGCUGUGUAUCAAAAAUUUUAGGCAGAUAUUACGAAACCGGUUCGAUAAAACCGCGAGCGAUAGGCGGAUCAAAGCCUCGCGUGGCGACGAAUGGCGUCGUAGCUAAAAUUGCAUCUUUUAAACGAGAGUGCCCUUCCAUCUUUGCGUGGGAAAUCAGAGAUAGACUGCUGGCCGAAGGUGUUUGUACCAACGACAACAUACCAAGCGUGUCUUCCAUAAAUCGCGUUCUUCGAAACCUAGCCGCGCAAAAAGAACAACAAGCAACGGCAGCUCAAAACGAAUCUGUCUUCGAGAAACUACGGAUGUUCAACGGACAAUCGCCUGGUUGGUCAUGGUAUCCGGGAACGACGCCAACAGCAGCUCAUUUCGGAUUACCACACAAUCCUACUUCAUCUUCGCACACUUCAGGCCAAACAGUAAAAGAAGACAUAAUCUUGAAAAGAGGUAAUGAUGUAUCGGCUCACGAGAGCGCUUCUGAAGGUAACUCCGAACAUAAUUCUUCGGCCGAUGAAGACUCUCAACUUAGAUUAAGACUUAAACGUAAAUUACAAAGGAAUCGAACCUCGUUUACCAAUGACCAAAUAGAUAAUCUAGAAAAAGAAUUCGAAAGAACUCAUUAUCCGGAUGUUUUUGCCAGAGAAAGGUUAGCGGAAAAAAUUGGAUUACCGGAAGCACGUAUACAGGUUUGGUUUAGUAAUAGAAGAGCGAAAUGGAGACGAGAAGAAAAGCUCAGACACCAAAGAACGAACAGAAGCGGUGGUGGAAACGUUGUCGACAAUGUUCCUCCUGUAUCUUCGGUCAGUCCACCGGCACCGAAUUCAAGACUUUCUUUAAAUCAUACGUUUAAUCCGAUGUACGGUUCGAUUCCACAACCGAUGGUUUCAAUGGCUGAUACUUACAACAGUAUGUCGGGAGCAGUGAGUUCGCUGAGUACUAUGACAAGUAGCUGUCUUCAACAGGCCAGAGAACACCAUCAUCACCAUCACACUAGUUACCCUUACAUGUUCCCAGACCCGUUACACACGCUCAGUCCCAGUUACGCGCACGCUGCCCGAGUAAAUCCUGCAAUGGCACAUUCGCAGCCGCCUACCACCGCCCAUCAUCCCGCUGCUUAUACUCCAUCUCCUGGAUCCACCGGAGCUCCUACAGCCACUGGUACAGGAGUGAUCUCAGCUGGCGUUUCGGUUCCUGUACAAAUUCCAAAUCAAAGUCACGAUAACCAUAAUUACUGGCCUAGACUUCAGUGAUCUCAACUUUUUGGGUUUCCGACCACCUCAUUGCUGACUUCUCUGACGCCUUCGUCGUUCAACAUGAGGUCUCCGAAUUUACCCGGAACCCAAAAAUCUAAUUAGAAUAAGAGUUUUAUUUAUUUUUUUCUACUCUAUGUGUACAUUUUUAGCUACGCGUUUUCCCACCACGACGACGACGAGGACGAAUCAAAUCGCGUGUAAAUAAUUUAUUUUUUCCCAGUUUUUUCGCGACGACGUAGUGUGUAUGUAUUCGACGAAACGUGUCUGAAUAUUGCAUGUCAAUUUUAUAUACUCGAAAACGACGAAAAAAUAUAUGAAAAAUCAUAAAGUAAAAUCAAUAUCAUUUUUUCCCCCUUCCUUUCUCGUUUGACGCUUUAUAUUCGCUUCGUUUUAUUUUUCGUUUUUAUUAUUAUGUACUUUUAUUAAUGUACGAUUUUAAAACAUUUUUUCUUUGUUUUUUCCCCUCUCUCUCUCUUUCUCUCUCUUUUAUUUAUUCUUUCUGUAUAAUCAUUAUAGUGCGUAAGAAAAUUUUACGCGUGUAAAUAAAUUUUGUAAAACGUUAACUUAUAUAAAUUUGAAAUAUUAUACGCGAACCCUUUGAAAGACUUUCAAUUUUAUUUUUUUCUUGCGUAUAAAAAUUAUAUAAGUCAUAAUAAAUUUUUUGUAUACCAAAUUCUCAUGUAUCUUAUAGUGUAUACCCUCCCCCCCUCCGACCCCUCUUCUAAUUUCUUCCCAAUUUCAUGCUCACCUUUCUUGAAAAACUAUAUACUACAUACAAGGCGUUAAUCGUAGAUACCAUUAUACGAAACUCAUCGCCAAUAUAUUUGGUAAUUUCAUAUACAGAAUAUUGCAUCCUUUUUUAUUUCGUGUUUCCUGAAAAAAAGCAAAAAAAAAUUGGAAAUUAAUUUUAUUUUUUAUGUAAGACCCAUGUGCAAUUACACGGUGCAAAAGUAAUCCAUUACUGUAAUUUCGUACCUUGGCAAUAUUUUGUUAUGUAUUUGUGAUUCGUAUCUACGAGUACCUACGUAAGUCGACUCGAUAUUAUUCUGUAGAAUGUGUAAUACCUUUUAAUUUGUAAUUGUGGAAUUAAAUUUAUAAACGUA
Planococcus citri (citrus mealybug) is the source of this 3354-nucleotide messenger RNA. It is a transcript of the gene toy, whose product is annotated as twin of eyeless. Lineage: Eukaryota; Metazoa; Arthropoda; Insecta; Hemiptera; Pseudococcidae. Gene Ontology annotation, biological process: regulation of transcription by RNA polymerase II; anatomical structure development. The record is from RefSeq and is a predicted model, not a curated record. The transcript is spliced from 10 exons. Gene Ontology annotation, molecular function: DNA-binding transcription factor activity, RNA polymerase II-specific; RNA polymerase II cis-regulatory region sequence-specific DNA binding. The coding region runs from base 776 to 2248 and encodes 490 amino acids.